CAUUCUCUGAUUGGACCCUAUUGGGAAUUCCGGGUCUCGGCGGAAGACACACAACCGUGGCGGAAGAUUACGUCACAUACGUGGAUGAUGGCGGUUGAUUUGACUCCGAGGUUUAGAAGAUUGAACAGUCAAUCACGGAUACUUCGUGAAAAUAUUCAACCUGCCUCAGGAUAUUCCAGGCCGUUCCGUGCCACCCAGCUGUGGCAGAACAUCAUCCUAGCGUUACAGUCGCAGGUGGAGGUGCGGAGGCGGAGGAAGCAUCUGCGUGUCCACCCGAACUGCUUCACAGGCUCGGACGCGGUGGACGCCGUGCUCAGCCAUCUCAUGCAGAACAUUGUGUUCGGCGCCAGUGAGGUAUCCCGUCUCAAAGCUGCGCGGCUCUGCCAGGCGCUCAUGGAGGCCAGGGUGUUUGAGUCGGUGGGGACAAAGCUCUUUCGCCGUGAUAAAGAAGCUCUGUUUGAGGACAGCAGCUCUAGCCUCUACCGCUUCCUGGAUCGCAGUGUCCUGCCGGGUUCUUUCCAGAAGGCCGAUGGUUGCGGAGAUGGGGAGAAGGUGAAGUCAGAGAGGCAGGAUGAGAAGAGGAAGAAGGGUUCCAGAUUAGCUGAGAUGAGGACUAUUUCGAACCCCUUGGCUGUGGGCUCCUCAGACAGGAGGGUCGAGAGGUUAUUCAAGACCAUCAACUUGCAACCCAUCCUCCCGGCGUCCCUGAACACAGCUCCCUCGGCUCCCUUCCUCUCCAAGGCUGUAGUGGAGGAGGUGUGGAAGCAGCAGACUCUUCUGCAGCUCCUGCAGGUGGUGGAGCUUCCCAUGCUGGAUUGCAUCCUGACCUCCCCUGCCCGGGCCCGGCCUCAGGCUCGGGGCUCCGUGUCCACCCGUCAAGACCUGGUCAUCUCCAACACCUGCCUGGACCGACAGCUACCGCAGAGCCUCAACCUGCCACAGCUGGAUGCGUGGCUGGCCGCAGCAGCAGACUGCCUAGAACACUUCCCCGAUCAGCUCAUCGUGGCGGCUGGGGAGCACCUCCAACAGCAGGGGGGUGAAGGCCCGGCAAAGAAGGAGGGGGCCCAGAAGAGACUACUGUUCGACACCAUUGCCAAGUACUACAGCGGCCAGGAGCGGGCGCCGCUCCUCUCAAACCGCUACCUGGAGGUCCAUGCUGGCAUCCUUGGUCUGCUGGACUGCGGCAAGACGGCCGAGGGCACCAGGGCGUGCCAGCUGUGUUUACGCCUGUUGGAGCCCGGAGCCAGAGACGAGCUGAGGAGACUCCUGGCAUUCAUGGCCGUAGCUACCCAGCCGGAGGCUUACCGUCUGCACAAGCAGACUGAAAACAGGGCCCUGAUCAGCAGAAUGUUCCAGAAAGGAAUCAUCCAGAACAAGGAUCUCAGCCGUUCCCAGAUUGAGACUCUGGUGCUGUUCCUCAUGGACAACCACACUCAGCUGUUCAAGACCCCCAUAUCACUGAUUGAAGCUGUAAGGAGGACACUGCAAACCCUGCAACUGGGUAGAGACCCGGACUCCAUUGCCAUGUUCACCUUCUGCCAGCAGGUGUCCCCACAGCAGUACGAGGACCAACGCGACGCGGCCACGCUGGACAGCCUAAAGCAGCUGCUGCAGCAGGUGUCCCUGGACGCCCGCCUGUCCACUAAGGACAGGGGCCGGCUGGUCAAAGACUUCCAGAGGCACCACCCCAUGGUCUUCCUCCAGCACUUCUCCUCCACCUUCUAGGUGG
This is a messenger RNA of Hypomesus transpacificus, 1729 nucleotides long. RefSeq names its product DEP domain containing 4 (gene depdc4). The transcript is spliced from 9 exons. NCBI's taxonomy places the organism in Eukaryota, Metazoa, Chordata, Actinopteri, Osmeriformes, Osmeridae. The record is from RefSeq and is a predicted model, not a curated record. Gene Ontology annotation, biological process: intracellular signal transduction. The coding region runs from base 85 to 1725 and encodes 546 amino acids.